This is a messenger RNA of Iphiclides podalirius (scarce swallowtail), 378 nucleotides long. NCBI's taxonomy places the organism in Eukaryota, Metazoa, Arthropoda, Insecta, Lepidoptera, Papilionidae. The record is from the annotation of a GenBank genome assembly.
AUGACUGACUUCUUUGAUUUCCUCUCAAUGAAUUCUAUUCACCAGCCCUGGGCCCGACGAGAGGUGCGCGUUGGCUUUGGCGGCGGCGGUCUUCGUUCUCACAGCGCGGGCCCAUUUCCUUAUUUCACGCUCUGGCGGUUCUUAAGGCCGCCUUGCACGCAGACGUCAAAAGAAUUUUCUAGAAUUACGAGUCAGAAGCUGAUCAAUUUGAACGCUGCCUCUUUAACACUAACGAACUCGCCACAAGCGAGGAGUUCUUGUGAAAGUACGACCGGUUGUAAAUCACAACGCACUCACUCAUUCUCGUCAUUCGCGCGCAAGCUGUCACCAGUGUCGGCCAUACUUGUGUUGCUGCUGUCGAAAAAUUUUAUGCGAAUA